CGUUCCAUUUUCUUUACAAACAUCUUGCUUAUUCUGACCCAUUUCUGAAUUCUCUCACACAGAAGGUGAUGGAAAUGCCAAGAAUCUCUUCGGUUUUUUCGACUAUAUGGCUCCAAAAAAUUGCAGAGUUCUUCAUUUCCAUCACGAGUGCCAUCAUCUUCUUUUUCCUUGAUUUCUUGGAUUUUGUCAUGUGCAUUUUCUUCAGAUUUUUGGAUGAAUUCUUGGAAGGAAAACCCUCUUCAUGUUACUGCAAAGUGGAGCAAGACAAAAGGGCAGAAAUUCUUGAAAUUGAUGAAGAGAGUGAGUUGUCUGAGACUUUUCAUGGGAGGAAAAAUGUUUUCAGGGAAAUGGGAUUCCUCAGAAUUCCAAGAAUGCGGAAAGAUGAUGGAAAAUUUUGUGCGGAGAAGAGGAAUAGCUGGUCGGACUGUGGGUGUGAAUCUUGUGUUUCUUGGAUGAACAAUGGUAGUAAUUUGAAGCUUCACGUUGUUGUGAAAGAACCAGAAAGAGCCAGAUUGGAGCACUAUCCCGAAGAAAAAGCAAUCGAAAAUGUAAUAUUUAUACAUGGCUUCUUGUCUUCUUCCUCUUUUUGGACAGAGACGGUGUUUACUAAUCUUUCUGAGCAUACAAAGCAAAACUACAGGUUGUUUGCCAUAGACCUAUUGGGAUUCGGGAAAAGUCCAAAACCAAGAGACUGUAUGUAUACCUUAAGGGAUCACCUACAGAUGAUUGAGAAAUCAGUUAUCGACCCAUUUCAGUUGAAUUCUUUCCAUGUGGUUGCGCACUCCAUGGGUUGUGUGAUUGCAGUUGCGCUAGCUGCAAAAUACUCAGAAUCUGUGAAGUCAAUCACUUUGGUGGCACCGCCUUAUUUUUCGUCUUCAAAAGAGGAUGCUAGUCUAGCUGCACUUAGACAACUUGCCGCAAGACGAAUAUGGCCACCAUUACUGUUCGGUUCGGCUCUUAUGUCUUGGUACGAGCAUUUAGGUCGAUGUGUGUGUUUCCUUUUUUGCCGGAACCAUAAGACAUGGGAACAGAUUCUUAAGCUACUCACUCGAAGAAGGGAUCUACCAUUUAAAGUCGUAGACUUUACGCGACAUACUCAUCAUUCUGCAUGGCAUACAAUGCAUAACAUUAUAUGUGGUGGAGCGAAAUUACUCGACAAGUAUUUGGAUACUUUGAAGAGUUCCGGAGUUAAAAUCCAUAUUGUCCAAGGUAACAAGGACCAGGUUGUCCCUCUAGAAUGCAGUUACAACAUGAAGAUGAGGGCUCCAUAUGCAGAACUUAGUAUUAUACCAAAUGCUGAUCAUAAUACUGUAAUUUUUGGUAGAGAAGAGUUCACUAGAAAUUUAGAGAAGUUUUUGGAAUCCACUGAUAACAGGAUAGCAGAUUGAUCCACUCCCAGCUACAGAUUUAUGCUUAUAUAUUUGAAUUUUGUCAUCAACAUACUUCCUAAAAUUGUAGGUCUUAUUUUCA
Messenger RNA from Olea europaea var. sylvestris, 1470 nucleotides. RefSeq names its product probable lysophospholipase BODYGUARD 4. Bases 69 to 1388 code for a protein of 439 amino acids. The record is from RefSeq and is a predicted model, not a curated record. The transcript is spliced from 4 exons. Lineage: Eukaryota; Viridiplantae; Streptophyta; Magnoliopsida; Lamiales; Oleaceae.